This is a messenger RNA of Trichoderma asperellum CBS 433.97, 915 nucleotides long. RefSeq lists its product as uncharacterized. Lineage: Eukaryota; Fungi; Ascomycota; Sordariomycetes; Hypocreales; Hypocreaceae. The record is from RefSeq and is a predicted model, not a curated record.
CAUGGAUCGGCGGGAGGCUAUAUCGACCCACCUGCGUGCUGGCGAUGGGCUGUGAUAACUUUGCAUGCGCAGAGUUGCAGUAGCAACCCUCCUGUUUGAAUGGCAAACAAUAGAUGCUGGCAACUCAGGCGCCACUAGAGAAAUCGACUGGCACACCGUCGAUAGCGCGAUUCUCAUGCGCCCGCCUUCGUAAAGCGCACUCCAACCCCGCUAUUUCGAACUAAAUAUAUGCGACGAGACAAAUAUCCAAGCCCAGUGGAAGCCCACGCUAGGAUAUCCUGAGAGCAUUGCGGCAGCUUUUCAUUCCUUCUGACACUGCAAACAGCGGCUCUAGCCCGCCUACUACCAGUACGAGAUGUGUGCAGAGUACGGGAACAGCCUCACUUCAAAAGCAUCCCUCCUCGUCGAUAUGGUUCGCGGACCAUACCUCCCAUUAGCCACUGAGCCUUACCACAUCAACCGCAAAGAACAAGUCUUGGGAAGCCCAAUGCUACACUCCAGUUUGAUGGGGCCAGCCAUGACGCGAAGACAACUUCUUUCAUCUCCAAUUCGCCAUAUGCCUACCACCUACCCUUUGAGAGUCACAAUAUCUCAACUGGGAUUCAAAUGGGGGCUAGCAACCCGCUCUUUCUCGGACUGUAUCCGUCGCUAUUCAGGCAUAUAUCAGUUUUGGGAGGGCUAAUACGAAAUUAUACUCGUAAUUCGCAUCUGAUAAAGGAGCAAGGAAGUCGGCUUCGGCCAGGAAGGGUAUGUACGCUCCCUGUACCAUACACGAAGUACAAGUACCUUUCACUUACCCCCAGGCUCUCCACACGCUUUAAUGGCGUCUCCACUUUAUAUCUAUCGUCAUCUGAAAUCGUACCAUUAUUUACGGGCAAUUUAGGUCAGCGGUAGAGUUCAGAGCAUAAUACCCUG